GCCAUGCCCCGCAACCACGGCGGCGGGGAGGAGGGCGGCUCGGCGGGGCUCUGGAUGAAGAGCGGAGCGGCGGCGGGCAUGAAGGAUGUGGAGUCGGGCCGGGGCAGGGCGCUGGCGAGCUCGGCGGCCCGCGGCGACGGCCUGCUGCUCCUGGGCACCGGCGGCACGGCCGCCCCCGCCGGGCUGCGGGAGGGCCGCCGCGGGAAGCACGGCGCCCGCAUGAGCCUGCUGGGGAAGCCGCUGUCGUACAGCAGCGGCCCGAGCUGCCGCAGGAACGCCAAGUACCGCCGGCUGCAGAACUACCUGUACAACGUGCUGGAGCGGCCCCGCGGCUGGGCCUUCGUCUACCACGCCUUCGUUUUUCUCCUUGUGUUUGGUUGCUUGAUUUUGUCCGUGUUUUCCACUAUCCCUGAGCACACAAAACUUGCCUCUGGUUGUCUCUUCAUCUUGGAGUUUGUGAUGAUUGUUGUCUUUGGGCUGGAGUUCAUCGUCCGCAUCUGGUCGGCCGGCUGCUGCUGUCGGUACCGCGGCUGGCAGGGCAGGCUGCGCUUCGCCAGGAAGCCUUUCUGUGUCAUAGACAUCAUUGUUCUCAUCGCUUCGGUAGCAGUUGUUUCUGCCAAAACUCAGGGUAACAUUUUUGCAACAUCGGCACUGAGAAGCCUUCGCUUCCUGCAGAUCCUCCGCAUGGUUCGCAUGGACCGCAGGGGAGGCACCUGGAAGCUGCUGGGCUCGGUGGUGUACGCGCACAGCAAGGAGCUGAUCACAGCCUGGUACAUAGGAUUUUUAGUCCUCAUCUUUUCAUCCUUCCUGGUUUACCUGGUGGAAAAGGAUGCAAACAACCAGUUCUCCACAUAUGCAGAUGCUCUCUGGUGGGGCACAAUCACGCUGACAACCAUCGGCUACGGAGACAAAACUCCUCUGACCUGGCUUGGGAGGUUGCUGUCUGCAGGAUUCGCUCUGCUGGGCAUCUCUUUCUUUGCACUGCCUGCUGGCAUCCUUGGCUCAGGAUUUGCACUCAAAGUGCAGGAGCAGCAUCGCCAGAAACACUUUGAGAAAAGGAGGAACCCAGCUGCCAGUCUGAUCCAGUGUGUGUGGCGGAGUUACGCGGCUGAUGAGAAAUCAGUCUCCAUUGCUACCUGGAAGCCUCACUUGAAGGCCUUGCACACCUGCAGCCCUACAAAAAAAGAACAAGGGGAAGCUUCCAGCAGUCAGAAGCUGAGCUUCAAGGAGCGUGUGCGGAUGGCCAGCCCGCGGGGGCAGAGCAUCAAGAGCCGGCAGUGCUCGGUGGGGGACCGCCGCUCCCCCAGCGCCGACGCCGCCCCCGAGGGCAGCCCCACCAAGGUGCAGAAGAGUUGGAGCUUCAACGACCGCACUCGCUUCAGGCCCUCGCUGCGCCUCAAGAGCUCCCAGCCCAAGCCUGUGCUCGACGCUGACACCAGCCUGGGGACCGAUGAUGUGUACGAUGAGAAAGGCUGCCAGUGCGAUGUGUCGGUGGAAGAUCUCACUCCUGCUCUCAAAACUGUCAUCAGAGCCAUCAGGAUUAUGAAAUUCCACGUGGCAAAGAGGAAGUUCAAGGAAACUCUUCGCCCCUACGAUGUGAAAGAUGUCAUUGAGCAGUACUCAGCAGGCCACCUGGACAUGCUCUGCAGGAUUAAGAGUCUCCAGUCACGUGUUGACCAGAUCCUAGGGAAGGGACAAAUCACAGCAGACAAAAGAAGCAGAGAGAAGAACCCUGCAGAGAGUGAGACAGCUGAUGACCUCAGCAUGCUGGGCCGUGUGGUGAAGGUGGAGAAGCAGGUUCAAUCCAUCGAGUCCAAGCUGGACUGCCUGUUGGACAUUUACCAGCAGGUGCUGCGGAAGGGCUCUGCCUCGGCGCUGGCUUUGGCGUCCCUGCAGGCGCCAGCCUUCGACUGCGAGCAGACCUCCGACUACCAGAGCCCCGCGGACAGCAAGGACUCUGCCCAAACCAGCGGCUGCGUGUCCAGAUCAGCCAGUGCCAACCUGCCUCGUGGCCUGCAGCUCAUCCUGACCCCCAACGAGUUCAGCACUCAGGCUUACUACGCCUUCAGCCCAGCCGGGCACAGUCAGGCGACGCACGUGCCAAACGACGGAGCCGCGGCGGCCGGCGGCGCGGCGCACCAGACCGGCCAGGCCGCCAAGCCGGCGGCUCCCUCCACCUUGCAGAUUCCGCCUUUCUCGUCCCUGAAGCACCUCAGCAGGCCUGAGCCGGUUCACAUCAUUCCUGUCACCACCCAGGAGAACGUUUCCGAGGUCACCGCUUGCCUGGUCGCCUCCAGGGACGGCGGGCAGGCCGCGCCGCCGGCCGCCAGGGAGCCGGCCUGGAGGAAAAGCCUGGACGCGGGAGGGGAGCCCUCGCUCUCGGUCAGACCCGUGGUGCAGAUGGACUUGGGGAAGUCUUUGUCUGUGCAAAACCUCAUACAGUCGACAGAAGAACUGAACGUGCAGGGGGCUGGCAGCGACUCCAGCGGUUCCAGAGGCAGCCAAGACGUCUACUCCAAGUGGAGGGAGUCCAAACUGUUUAUAACUGACGAAGAGUUGGAGGCAGAGGCAGGGACAGAGACUGCUGAAGCCGCCCCCCGCCCGCUGGUGGAAACGACUCUCUCUGCUGACUCUCUAAGGACUGGAAUAUCAAGAUCAUCUCAGAACAUCUGCAAGCCAGGGGAUGGUACAGAAGCACUCAGUCUGCUCCACGUCAAACUGAAAUAGCGGCUCGGGGGCUGCCUUCACUGGCUGGGUCGUUCCUCUGCUCACACACAGCAUAGCAUGAACUGCUCCCAAAGCCUUUCAAAUCAGAGGAAAUCACCAACGCCCCCCCACCCCCCCACCCCAGG
This is a messenger RNA of Dryobates pubescens (Downy woodpecker), 2852 nucleotides long. RefSeq names its product potassium voltage-gated channel subfamily Q member 5 (gene KCNQ5). Gene Ontology annotation, molecular function: voltage-gated potassium channel activity. The record is from RefSeq and is a predicted model, not a curated record. The coding region runs from base 4 to 2727 and encodes 907 amino acids. Gene Ontology annotation, biological process: potassium ion transport; transmembrane transport. The transcript has 14 exons. Gene Ontology annotation, cellular component: membrane. Lineage: Eukaryota; Metazoa; Chordata; Aves; Piciformes; Picidae.